GUCUAUUGUCUAUGGUCUGUGGUGCUCUGAGUUGGACACGAGUAAUAGUGGUUAUAUUUUACAAAAAGAAUUUUGUAAAUAAUAAAAACAGUAAAUUAUCGUAGUAACCAUGAGUUAUUCAAAAUUUGAUCUUACGUUUAAAAUUGGCCAAUAUUUAGAUAGGCAUCUUGUGUUUCCAUUAUUAGAAUUUUUAGCAGCAAAAGAGACCUAUGAUCAAUCAGAACUUUUGCAAGCCAAGUUGGAAAUCCUAAGUAAAACUAACAUGAUAGAUUAUGUUAUUGAUAUUAGAAGGAUGCUUUAUCCUGAUGAAGAUACUCCAGAGGAAAUCAAAUCAAGGAGAGGCAUAGUAUUGACACAACUUCAGGAGCUACAGGAUGCUGUUGAACCCGUCUUGAAACUGAUGCAGCGAGAUGAUGUCAUGAAAACUGUAGAAACUAUGAGAGAUCCAAAAACUCUUAUAAACUUUUUAACAACUAAUAAAGAGUUUGAGUUCAAGAUUGAGAUGAUUGACAGCAUGUAUCAGUUGGCAAAGUACCGUUAUGAGUGUGGUAACUACGUUGAGUCAUCAUCAUACCUUUACUUCUGUCAGCUGGUUAUGUCUCCCACUGAUAAGAGCUACCUCUCAGUUCUGUGGGGGAAACUGGCUAGCGAGAUCCUGGUGCAGAACUGGGACGGCGCGCUGGACGACCUGACGAAGCUGCGCGAGUUCAUAGACAACGGCGGCGGCGGCGCCACAGCCAGCAACAUGCACGCGCUGCAGCAGCGCACGUGGCUCGUGCACUGGUCGCUCUUCGUGUUCUUCAACCAUGUGAAGGGCCGCGACCUCAUCAUCGAGAUGUUCUUGUACAAACCUCUGUAUUUAAAUGCCAUCCAGACCAUGUGCCCGCACAUCCUGCGCUACUUGGCGACCGCCGUCAUUAUCAACCGUUCACGAAGAAACGCUCUCAAGGAUUUAGUCAAAGUGAUCCAGCAGGAAGCAUAUACUUACAGGGACCCAAUAACGGAAUUCAUCGAGCAUCUGUACGUAAAUUUCGAUUUUGAAGCUGCCCGAAGGAAGUUGAAUCAGUGCCAAGCUGUUCUUCUGACAGACUUCUUCUUGAUCGCCUGUUUAGAAGAGUUUGUCGAAAACGCUCGGCUCAUGAUUUUCGAGACUUUCUGUCGCAUCCAUCAAGUCAUCAGUAUUGGAAUGUUAGCAGAGAACUUAAAUAUGCAGCCCGAUGAAGCUGAGUGCUGGAUUGUAAAUUUGAUCCGUAACGCUCGUUUGGAUGCCAAGAUUGACUCGAAGUUGGGGCACGUAGUGAUGGGAGCGCAGCCGCUGUCGCCCUACCAACAACUGGUGGAGAGGAUCGACUCGUUGGCUGUGCGCUCCGAUGCAUUGACAUCACUAGUGGAGAGAAAACAGAAGGCUCGCAAUCAAGACAUACGUUGGGGUGCACAGGAAUUUUAAGUUAAGGAGUUUAUUUAUGAAAGCUAUUUUUUUUUGUAAAUGAACCACUUUAAUAAAUAUAUACCUAUA
Molecule: messenger RNA, 1516 nt
Organism: Bicyclus anynana (squinting bush brown)
Lineage: Eukaryota; Metazoa; Arthropoda; Insecta; Lepidoptera; Nymphalidae
Gene: eIF3e
Product: eukaryotic translation initiation factor 3 subunit E
Exons: 9
Coding region: 110-1447 (445 amino acids)
Biological process (GO): translational initiation
Cellular component (GO): nucleus; cytoplasm; eukaryotic translation initiation factor 3 complex
Molecular function (GO): translation initiation factor activity
Source: RefSeq, a predicted model, not a curated record